UCAUCUACUCUCUAGGGUGAGUGAAGCAAUACUAGAACAAGUUCUUCGUUCCCCCGCUCGUCUUAAAAGGUUCUGACGUUCUGUGCAGGAGAUUCAGUGGAGAGAGAGAGAGAAGAGAGAGAGAGAGAGAGAUGGGGGAGGCGCAAGAGAGCGAGAGCGCGGACCAGAAGACGGAGAAGACGAAAGAUGAUAUCGAGGGAUCGAUUACUUCCGCUAUGCGCGCACGAGUAGGGCAUUUCAAGGAACAGGCCGAUUCUUUAACUUUAGAAGGCGUGAGAAGAUUGUUAGAGAAGGACUUGGGUUUUGAAAAGUUUGCGUUGGAUGUUCAUAAAAGAUUCAUUAAGCAAUGUUUGGAAGAGUGUUUUGGAAGUCAUGAUAACGAGAAUGUUUCCAAGGGAUCAACAGACAAUAUGAAAGAAGCUACUAAUUCAGAAAAAGAAGAAACCAAAAGGUCACCUGAAGAACUUGAGCCCAAGAAAGAAGUAAAAGAUCAUAAUUCUGAAGAUGGGGACAAAAUGGAAGGAUCACCAGUUUUAGGUCUUUUGACAGAAGGAAAAACACCUAAUGAAACUGAGGGAUCUGAAGUUGUCGAGUCUGAUGUUCCUAGUGAGGAAAUGAUAAAGAAGGCUGUCAAAAAAAGAGCUGCUCAUUUCAGAGAAAAUUCUGAGACACUCACCAUGGUAGGAGCUCGUCGGUUAUUGGAAGAAGAUCUUGGACUUGAAAAAAAUUCUCUUGACCCCUAUAAAAAAUUCAUAAGUCAGCUGCUAGAUGAGGUAAUUCAAUCUCCUGAAAUUGCCAAAUCUGCAAAUGGGGUUAAGAAAAAGAAAGCUUCUCGUGGGAAGGUAUCUAAAAGAGAUACCAAAGGUCAAAGCUCUGAGUCUUUAGACAGUGGAGGUGGCGAGGUUGAUGAAGAUGAGGUGAAACCUAAAAGGGGAACUGCUCCAAAAGGAAGAUCAAGAAGCUCUGAAGUAUCAAAAAGCCACAAAAGUUCUGCAGAAGAAACUAAAGCAUCGAGCAACAAGAGGAAGAGACCUGUAGAACCAACAUCAGAGUCAGGGGAAAGUAGUGACAUUAAAGAUGGUCAAGACUUUUCUGAAGACGGUCAGUCUGAGUCUUCUGCUGAUGAGCCAGUCAAGAAGAAAAGAGAAGUUUCCAAUAAUGUAUAUGGUAAACGGGUGGAGAAUCUAAAAUCAAUAAUCAAAUCGUGUGGGAUGAGCAUCCCUCCUUCAGUUUACAAGAGAGCUAAGCAGGCUCCUGAGAAUAAACGUGAGUCAUACCUUAUAAAGGAGUUGGAAGAGAUUCUUGCAAAGGAAGGACUCUCUACAAAUCCUUCUGAAAAAGAAAUCAAGACGGUUAGGAAGAAGAAGGAAAGAGCAAAGGAGCUUGAGGGAAUUGACAUGAGCAAUAUCGUGUCAAGUUCCCGCAGGAGGUCUACUGCUAGUUAUGUAAUCCCUCCAAAGCCACAAAAAGCAGAGAUUGAUAGCACUGAAGAGGAAGAUGAUGCUGAUGGUGAUGAUGAUGAUGAAGAUGAUGAGGAUGAUGCUAGUGAUAGUGAAGGCAUGAGUGAAGAUGCUGAGGAUGAGAGUGAUUAGUCCUGAAGUAAAAGAAUUGCAAACCGGGACAUGGAAUGCCAGAGGUCCUGUUGAUAAAGAAUACGGUUUUUGUUUUUCGUUUUCUUUUUCUUUCCGUUUUUGCAGGAACAGCUGGUUUUUGAACGGCAUUUGCUGAGUUUGAGCCUUUUAUUUUUCCUUUUUUGUUCUUUUUAUGGGUUGUUGUAUGUAAAGACCAAUUAGAGAUCCACCCUUACAUGUGUAUAAUAGUCUCUAUGUUAUUAGGCUAUAAACGAGAUAGUGAAAAUGGUACCAAAUUAUCUGUUAGUUAAUUAUCUGUUAGUUAAUUAUCUGUUUUUUAA
Messenger RNA from Nelumbo nucifera (sacred lotus), 1912 nucleotides. Its product is annotated as DNA ligase. NCBI's taxonomy places the organism in Eukaryota, Viridiplantae, Streptophyta, Magnoliopsida, Proteales, Nelumbonaceae. Gene Ontology annotation, cellular component: nucleus. The record is from RefSeq and is a predicted model, not a curated record.